Molecule: messenger RNA, 1219 nt
Organism: Oncorhynchus nerka (sockeye salmon)
Lineage: Eukaryota; Metazoa; Chordata; Actinopteri; Salmoniformes; Salmonidae
Product: retinol-binding protein 1-like
Exons: 4
Coding region: 403-819 (138 amino acids)
Biological process (GO): fatty acid transport
Cellular component (GO): nucleus; cytosol
Molecular function (GO): fatty acid binding
Source: RefSeq, a predicted model, not a curated record
UUACACUUUCCGAAAGGAGGGGAGAGGGAGCGAAUAGGGAACCUAAAAGGGCUGUGCAACGUCAGCAUCAACAAUCGAUACCCGGGAAUUGAAGGAGUGAAUAGAGCAGAGGACAGUCGUUGUGGAUACUGCCGCCGCUCUGUUAAAAACAUUCCAGCAGCUCAAUCAUUCCAUUAUCGCGUUGCAGUUUUGCGUAAAACCGCAUACCUUCUGACUGACACUAGCAGAUAGAGGGUUAGCUCACAGGUUGCAUAAGUCGUAUUAUUAUUAUUAUUAUUGAACAAUACGGGAGUAGUGGGAGCAGUGAAAAGAACAGAGAAGGAUCAUAUCUGUAGAGAAGAGGCAACACUGUAGGUUACAGUUUUCUUUGUUGAGUUCCUCUGCAAAACUAAAGGCUAAAAGAUGUCUAAACCAAAUUACACAGGAACCUUUCACAUGGUGUCUCAAGAUAACUUCGAGAACUACCUAGCAGCUUUGGAUAUUAAUUUUGCCCUGCGGAAGAUAGUGUGUAUGUUGAAGCCCACUAAACAGAUAGUCCACGACCCGGCCACGGGCAGUAUGAAGAUCCGCACACUCACCACCUUUAAGGACUUUGAUAUGGAUUUCAAACUGGGUCAGGUCUUCACCGAGGACCUGGGACCUGUGGAUGGACGAGUCUGUCAGACCACAGUGGACUGGGAGGGUGAUAAGCUGGUGUGUGUUCAGAGAGGAGAGAAGGAGGGAAGAGGAUGGACACACUGGCUGGAGGGAGACAAGCUACACUUGGAGAUGAGAGUUGGAGAUGUGGUUGCAAGGCAACUCUUCAAGAAGGCAGACUGAAACCACUGGGAAGGAUCCCGUUCAUCAACUCAACAUUCAUGAUUCUCAUUAGAAAAGUCUAGGACUUGGUAUAUAAGUGCCAAAGUUUUUAAAAAUAUGAUCAUCAUUGUUUUAAAAACCAUUACUUAAUGGACAACAUUUAACAUUUAAGAUAUUGUUAAUUAGUGUGCUAUUUCACUGUGGGAAAAAUUGUCAAUGAUCAGUUUUGAAUGUUGUCAUGGUACAGUGCAGGUGAACUGUGUAAACAUUCCCAGUAUGUUUCCUCAUAUAGCACUACGAUAGUUCCCAAUGCCAUUGAAUGUUCCCUUUUGUGUUGAAUGUGGCUGUUCUGUGUCCAAAUAUACCACCUGAUGCUCCACACUACAAAUACAGAUGUUGCCUCUUUAUGGUACUGUUCUAA